CACCGGCAGGCAGCCCACGCUGAGGGUGUUCAUUCAGUUCCCUGAUACACACACGCUCAGGGCCAGCUGGCUCCUCUCUGCUUCCCAGCCAUGCCCGUGGACCUCAGUGGCACCUGGAACAUGGUCAGCAAUGAAAACUUCGAGGGCUACAUGCAAGCUCUAGGCAUUGACUUUGCCACACGGAAAGUAGCCAAGAUGCUGAAGCCACAGAAAGUGAUCAAACAAGAUGGCGACAGCUUCACUAUCCAUACACUCAGCACCUUCCGGAACUACCUCAUCCAGUUUAAAGUGGGAGAAGAGUUUGAUGAGGAUACCAAAGGCCUAGAUAACAGGAAAUGCAAGAGUUUGGUCACGUGGGACAAUGACAGACUCACCUGUGUCCAGAAGGGGGAAAAGACGAACCGAGGUUGGACCCACUGGAUUGAAGGGGACGAAUUAUACCUGGAAAUGUUCUGUGAAGGUCAAGUGUGCAAACAGAGAUUCCAAAGAGCCUGAGAGAGAAAACCAAGGCUGUGUCUAUACACCCACCCUGAGGAGACGGCAGCUUUCAUUGAACCAGGACCAAACAACUUUGCAAGGGCUUGUGGAGCCCAAGGCUGCCUCUUGGGCUUCUCUUCUUUUAUCAAGGAGCUUGGAUAGAAGAUCACAGCCUCCAUCUGGCCAGUUAUAAUAAACUUUUUUUAAAACCA
This is a messenger RNA of Monodelphis domestica (gray short-tailed opossum), 689 nucleotides long. RefSeq names its product retinol binding protein 7 (gene RBP7). NCBI's taxonomy places the organism in Eukaryota, Metazoa, Chordata, Mammalia, Didelphimorphia, Didelphidae. The record is from RefSeq and is a predicted model, not a curated record. Gene Ontology annotation, molecular function: lipid binding.